AAUAGUACUUUGUUAGAAGAAUUACCGUGGUUCUCACUAAAUCUUACUCUUGUGUAUAUGUGUAUAUGAUAUUGAUCUGUUACAAAUUUUACAAUUUUUUUAUUACAUUCGAUUUAUAAUGAUGAACUUUACAAUAAAUACUGUUCUUAAGCAAGAAAUUUCUAAGAUAGACCAUGUGUUCCUGCCUGCAGACUUUCAGGGGAACGUAAGCCAAAUAAGGUUAGUGCAGGAGUAUUUGAAGAAUGUUGUGAACUGGAUUGGAGAAAAAUCUACAAAGGCUCAAGGUCUUAGCAAGACCUUAACCAGCAUGGAUAAGCUGCGUUCUUCAGAACAUAUUUUGUAUCUUCUAAAAGAUGCUGAAGGAAAUAAUGGUUCUGGACAAGUUAUUGGCAUCCUUAAAAUUGGUGUUAAAAGCCUAUAUUUGCAUGACGAAUCUUUGAAAUGUCACAAAGUCAGUCCUCUAUGUAUUCUUGAUUUUUAUGUACUUGAGGAGUGCCAGAAAAUGGGCUUCGGGAAGAAACUUUUUGAUUAUAUGUUAGCUGAUCAAUGCAUUACAGUCGACCAAUUAGCCAUUGAUAAUCCUUCCCAGAAAUUUGAAAAUUUUCUUCAAAAGCAUUAUAACAUUGGAAAGUUAUUGAGACAGCAUAACUGCUUUGCAGUGUCUGCUAAAUUUUUCGAGAAUGUUCCGUCAAUAGACGACCAAAAUAAGAGAUUGCCACACAAGGAUAUAAACAAAGCAUUUAAGACAAUUAAUUCGACUUCCGGGCGAUCUACACCAACCCUAACCACAGUCGGUCGCUAUGCAGCACAACAACCAGCAUCAUCAAUGAAUUGGGUAAUUCAUGGAGGCGAUAACACGCGGUAUAAUACGGAGAUUCCAGCCAGACCAAAGAUCACAAGUGAAACGAAGGCUGAUCAAUCACCCGUUAUUGAUGAACUAAAGCUUAUAAAUGAACCGGAGUACACAAUGAAAGCUCCCGAAGCAAAGUACCUCGAGAGGCCGUCGUCUCUCGAAGUACGUCCCGUCUCUCAACAGAUCAGCAUUGACGUAACUUCUCAUGGUACAAUGUCAUCUCACCCUACUCCAUCCCUUACCAAGGACGGCUAUGUCGAUUUGAAAUAUUACCAUAACAAACUGUGGUAAAAUUGCGGCAGCUCUAAGGGCUCCAUUAUUGUCGUUUCAUGUUUAAAUUUGAAUCUAGUAGAUAUAGCUUAUUAUAAGGUGUAAACCAAAGCUUUUACGGUAAAUCGUCUAUUCGUUUCAAGAGGAGUAAUGCUAGCUACCAGGCUGUAGAAUAGGCUACAAGUAGUUUUCUCUCAUAAAACGUUAUAUGUCUACUUUUUUCGUUGCGUGAGUAACCAAUACUCUGGCUCUAUUAGGUAGACUGAAAAGUUCGCAGGUUGUAGGCGUGUACAUACAUGGCAUAAUAGUUAUAAAUUAGUAUGAUUUUUAGUUAGCCCUUAUCAUUAAAUGAUACCGGUAUAAAUUUGACAACUAUCGUCAUUAGUUUAUGAGAUAUAGUAUUUUGUGUAACGGAAUAUUGUUUGUUUAAAAAAAUGGAUAAAAAGGAAUUUCGCUUGUUAAGGAGCCAAAGCUUGUGCUAAUGAACAUUAUUCGGACGUACGUGGUUUGCUAAGUUUAAACGAGGCGAAAUGAGCACAGAGGACGCCCCCAAAGAGGCAGUUACCGACGCAAGCAUUAAAAAAUAAUUUUAGUUAACCGAAAAGUGAUGUUGAUUCAGAUAGCUGAGAGCCUCAAGAUAUCAAAGGAACGUGUUGAUCAUAUCCUAGAUGAAUAUUUGUAUAUUCGAAAGCUCUGUUCAAAGUGGGUGCCGCGCGAGCUCACAAUCGACCAAAAACAAUAAAUUGAUGAUUCUGAGCAGUGUUUGAAGCUGUUCAAUCCUAAUAAAUCUGAAUUUAUUCCACCAUAUUCUCCAGAUUUGGACCCAGCGACGUUUUCCUGAACAUACAAAAAAUUAGAAGCCCAAUUGGAGGAUGAAGACAAUUCGUACUGUAAAAAUGUUUCGAAAAAUUUUACACCGCUAUAAUCGUAUCGCUUUCGAAGGCAACUGUAUGAAACAAUCAAAUCAAAUUCUAUAAAAUUACAAAUGACCUACGAACUUUUCAGCCCACCUGUUAAGUCUAUCUAAUAAUCAUUAAAUUUAAUCUAUGUUAUACCGGCGCUUGUUAAUGAAUAAGUUCACGAGUAUUAACUGCUUCUAUAUCGGGUACUAAUUUAUGUGGUAACUAUAAUGUUUACAAAUCAAUUGCACAAAGUAUUAUUUAUUUAUUAAUUUAAUCGAUGUUGUUAAGUAUUAAUAAGUUAUUAAAUUUUAUAUAAGUGGCUUUAAUCGAUUAAGUUAUCUACAACAUUCCCAUUGAUAAUAUUGUGUUACGGAUCUGAAGAUUUUAUCGAAAGGAUAUUUUAAAAUGCUCAAAUAAUAUUCAAAAUGUUGAAAUUUUAGGCCAAGUCAAAGUUGAUAAACACGUUUUGGGUUUGCUCUUUUAUGUAUAAUUUCCUGGCACCUGUGAUAAAUUUAUAUUUUGAUUAACUUAUAAGUGCUAUGUUUUAAUUACGAGUACUAAUGAAAAAAGUACGGGAUCAACAGUAGUCACGAGGCAUGUUUACAUUAUUGUAUUUAAUAAAUAUUUUUGAUUUGCAAUUAAAUUAUUAU
Pieris brassicae (large cabbage white) is the source of this 2675-nucleotide messenger RNA. RefSeq names its product alpha-tubulin N-acetyltransferase-like. The record is from RefSeq and is a predicted model, not a curated record. Gene Ontology annotation, cellular component: microtubule. The transcript is spliced from 8 exons. The coding region runs from base 119 to 1144 and encodes 341 amino acids. Lineage: Eukaryota; Metazoa; Arthropoda; Insecta; Lepidoptera; Pieridae. Gene Ontology annotation, molecular function: tubulin N-acetyltransferase activity. Gene Ontology annotation, biological process: alpha-tubulin acetylation.